Bursaphelenchus xylophilus (pine wood nematode) is the source of this 1134-nucleotide messenger RNA. The record is from the annotation of a GenBank genome assembly. Lineage: Eukaryota; Metazoa; Nematoda; Chromadorea; Rhabditida; Aphelenchoididae.
AUGGCUCGUCAGUGUAUAAAGUGUCAGAAACCAGGCGAAUAUACCUCACUGGAGACCACAAAGGCUGUUUUCUGCUACGAAUGUUACCUAGAAAGUAUCAAACAGAAGUUCAGAGCUGCAUUGAGCAAGACAAAGCUCUUCAAACAGUCGGAGCCGAUUGAUGUCCUUGUUGUUGCACAGAAGGAUGUAAGAUCUGAGGCUUUGAUCAAGUUAAUGAAGGAGUCAUACGAUGAAAGGAAGAAACUCAAAUUGAAUGCCAGAGUAAGACGAAAUAAAAAUUUUUUAUGUCUUGUUUUAGAUCUUCUAUGUUAACUUUUCCGGCGAGAGUGAUGAUUGUAGUAUUGACGAGACUGACGAGGAUAAGCCAGAUACUGUUGACAUUUCUCUGGCUUUCUGUCGAAACCUCAACUCGGUUCAUUUAAUGACUGGGUCGUUUCAAAUUCCGGUAUUUUAUGCGUAAAAUUCAUUUGUAUUGUUUAGAAGUUUGACUAUUUUUACGUAAGGAGGCUUCUUCCGGACAAUGCAGCUUUGAAGGACGAAUUCAAACGUCUUCUAAUGGACUACUUUGUCUACCGACUGGCGGAACGUCUAGGAAUUUCGACGGUCCUUACAGCCGAAAACGCUGAAACUUUGGCACAAAAAACAUUGAAUGCAACUUGCAUGGGACGAGGUGAGCAUUUCUUCUAAUAGGAAGGGUAACUAUAAGCAAAUUUUUACCUUAAUUUUGCAGCCGAUUCAAUUCCUCAUGUAACAAAUGUUUUGGAUCAGCGACAUCCGUCGGUCAACAUCGUCCGCCCUCUGAGGAACAUCACCAACACUGAGAUCGCAUUUUUGACCUCCAAGGCUCCCUCAACUACUUACGGGAAUUCCGUUUCGUCUAAAUUCUUGGAGAACGUUACAGCCAAUGGUUACCCUGGAACAGUAUCUACUGUGCUGAGUGUUGCUUCCAAGAUUCAAGCAGUGGUUGACGAGGAGAUUGGAAAAUCAUCGAGUCCACUUCGCUGUUGGUUAUGUCAAAUGCCAUCGAAGGGUGGUCUUUGUCAAGGAUGCACUAAUUUCACUUCCCAGAUCCCAUUCAGACAAAGACAGGAUUUUCUGGAAGCCUUUGAUCGGGGUGAAGUGGUUGACGAUUAA